AGAGUUUGAACCUGUGUUCAUCAGGAGGCAACAGGUCUGCAAUGAGGGCCAGACAUCACUGUGUAAUAGCUCUUAAAGACCAAAGACAUUACCAUGUCCUUAAACUACAUAAAGAACUUCUAUGAGGGAUGUCUCCGGCCUCCAACUGUGAUUGGUCAGUUCCACACCCUGUUUUUUGGCUCUGUGCGCAUGUUCUUCCUGGGUGUUCUGGGGUUUGCAGUUUAUGGGAAUGAGGCCCUUCACUUCAGCUGUGAUCCUGACAGAAGAGAGCUCAACCUCUUCUGUUAUAAUCAGUUUAGACCUGUGACGCCCCAGGUGUUUUGGGCUCUUCAGCUAGUGACUGUGCUCGUUCCAGGAGCUGUGUUCCAUCUAUAUGCAGCCUAUAAAAACAUUGACCAAGAGGAUAUUCUGGAACAACCAACAUACACUGUGUUCUACAUCAUUUCUGUCCUCUUGCGAAUUGUCCUUGAGGUGGCAGCAUUCUGGCUUCAGAGUCGUCUCUUUGGAUUCCUGGUUCAUUCAUUGUACUUCUGUGAUGCCAGUUCACUGGAGAAAGCUUUCAACUUUACCAAGUGUAUGGUGCCCGAGCACUUCGAAAAGACCAUCUUCCUCAGUGCAAUGUAUAUUUUCACCAUUAUCACCAUGAUUUUGUGUAUGGCUGAGAUAUUUGAAAUACUCUGCAGAAGGCUGGGCUAUCUAGCAAAUCAACAACAACCAUGAACUUGUAAAAUAACAGACAAAAUAAUUACCUAAUUUCCAUUCAUCCAGGUUUUAUCACAUUAUUCUCUACCUCAGGUAGAAUUAUAUGCUGUGAAA
Molecule: messenger RNA, 816 nt
Organism: Myxocyprinus asiaticus (Chinese sucker)
Lineage: Eukaryota; Metazoa; Chordata; Actinopteri; Cypriniformes; Catostomidae
Product: gap junction epsilon-1 protein-like
Exons: 3
Coding region: 94-720 (208 amino acids)
Biological process (GO): cell communication
Cellular component (GO): connexin complex
Source: RefSeq, a predicted model, not a curated record